AAAAUAAAUCAGCCAAAUUUAUGUCAAAUUUGAAAUCCUUGUUUAUGACAUAUUUUGAAAUUAAUUUCCAAGGCUAAAUCUGGCAGAAUUGUGACGGAGGUGGAGGCGCUCACAGGCGAAGUGGUGGUCUAGGAAUUUACAGUGACAGUAGUUUCGAUACAAAGUGGUUUCAAUAACCAGAGUGACAGCGACCGAUGGUGAAUCCGGUGUGGGCGGUGAUGGUUGAUGGUUGAUAACACCUGCGGCCUGAGGGGGAGGGGCGGGGCUUGAGGGGAUGUGCCGACAGUCUGCGGGAGAUGGCUGAGAUAGAAGCUCUUCAUUGCAAAUUGCCGUCCCAUUUAUGAUUUGGUGCAAACCGUCAUUCGCCCCACUAUACUAGUUUCUAUCAGUGUUCUAAAAGGCUCCAUAAGGCCCCGCCUAGGCGUGCAUAGGCGUGAGGCGCCACCUAAAAGCCUCGCAUAGGCACUAAGCGUUGUAAAAGGCGAUAAAACUCACUGUUCACUAUUUUUGUUUGACAAAACGCAGCGCAGAGAAGGGUUUCACUUCAUUUUUUCUCACCCUUUCAAAUACUUCAUACGGACUGGAGGAUUAUCAAUUCCCAACCCUAGGAUUUUAAUAAUCAAGCAUCAACCCAGAAGUCCAAGAAGCAUUCCAAAGAAGUGAAAAGUAAAAGUCUUUCCCCCAAAUAAUCGAAGCUCAUCUCUGCCGCACUCGUCGCCCUGUGUAAGUCAACCGCAGCGAGAUGGGAUUGAGUCUUCAGCUGCUUGUUCCUGCCCAGCUCUAUGCUUCUUAAGGUUGCUCCAGUUUGCUCCUUAAUCAAAUACAUCUUCCUGAUUUGUUUUUAUCCUCCUAAGUUGGGGACUACCUGAUUUUAUCAACAAAGUCUAAGAAUCUGGUAGGAUUUGAUAAUCAAGAAUGGAACAAAAUACUUCUUCUGUUGAUGGGAAUGAGUUAAAUUCUGAUUCUGAUCCUCGGGAUGUUGGGUGGGAAACUGCUGUUCCUAAUAAACCUGACAAUUACAAUGAGGUGAGAUGCAUACCAUGUGGAAAGAUUACAAAUGCGGGAAUAAAUAGGCACAAAUUCCACAUAGCAGGGAUCAAGGGACACGGUGUCAAACCAUGUCCUAAUGCCAGUGUUGAGCAAAAAAGAAAAUGUCGUGAAGCGCUGGAACAAAACAAGUCCCAGAAAUUAGAAAAACUGUUAUGUCAUGCUAGAUUGAGGGAGGAUGUCAUUCUGUCUUCACAGCUUAAUGAAGAAGUUGAACUACAGACUCGGGAAAAAAGACAGUAGGAAAAGGCCUUUUGCGACUAUAGGUCCCAUGGAUGAAUUUUUGAGGCCAAUCAAUGUAACUGACGAAUCAGUGAGUGCUAGUAAGAAAAUGAAACAACAGAAUAUGCAUGAUGCAAUAAACAAAAAAAGGGAACUAGAAGUUCAUCAAUAUCUGUCUCGAUGGGUGUAUGAAGCUGGAAUUCCUUUUAAUGCCGUUGACAAUGACAGCUUUAAAAUGUUUGUUGAAGCUCUUGGUCGAUAUGGUCCUGGUUAUACUCCCCCUUCUCAAUAUCAAUUACGAGAAACACUUUUGAAAGGGGAAGUAGAAAGGAAAAAGGAAAUUCUCAAAAAGCAAGAAGAAGAGUGGAAAAGUAAUGGAUGCUCCGUUAUGACAGAUGCAUGGAGUGAUGGAAAAAAAAGAAGCAUAAUGAAUUUGUGUGUCAAUUGUAAACUAGGAACUACAUUUCUUUCUUCAAAAGACACGAAAGAUGAUUCUCACACAGGUCAAUAUAUAUUUGAAUAUGUUGAUGGGUGCAUUGAAGAGAUCGGAGAAGAAAAUGUUGUUCAAGUAGUUACGGAUAAUGCUUCCAACAAUAUGGCUGCUGCAAGUUUUCUGUCAUUAAAAAGGCCCAAGAUCUUUUGGUCUUCUUGUGCCACUCACACCUUCAACCUCAUGCUUGAAGCAAUUUCCAAACUUCCUAAUUUUAAGGGUGUCAUUCAGAAAGCAAAGUCAUUCACUGUGUUUAUUUAUGCACAUCACAAGUCUUUGGCAUUGAUGAGGAAGUUCACAAAAAGAGAAAUAGUACGCCCAGGGGUAACACGAUCUUUUGCUUCUGACUUCUUUUUUAUGCAACUCUCAUGUUCAUUUGGGGCACCAUCUGUAAGAGCUUACAUGUCCAUAUAAUUUUUUUUAGCAUUGUUCAAUAAUAUAGUUAGAGUAAAAAUGUUUUUUUUACUAGCCAUUUCACAUUUGUAAGGUAAUUCAAGCCACCAAGCCUGCUCAUAUCAGAAUGGACAAAUGUGGAACUCUCUCAUUUAGGCUAAGCCGCUAAGAAUCUUGGUGAACCCUUUGAUGAGAGUGAUGAUAACAGACCGCGAGAGAUCAGCAAUGGAAUCGCGCCCGGAGGUAGAUGAUAAUAAAGAUGAGUUGGCACGAUGAUUGAGAGAGGCGAGCCGAGAUCCAUAUGGGAUGCCAGACAGAUCAUACUCGACGAGGCGGUAGACGUCGUCGAGUGUGGCGGUAUCACUGAGCUCAACGCAAACAACGAGCACGAAAACCAGAACCGUCACCGAGUAAUAG
This is a messenger RNA of Cuscuta epithymum, 2569 nucleotides long. The record is from the annotation of a GenBank genome assembly. Lineage: Eukaryota; Viridiplantae; Streptophyta; Magnoliopsida; Solanales; Convolvulaceae.